ACGCACGUCUCUCUCUCUCUCUCUCUCUCUCUCUCAGCUGUUUUGCAGUCUUUUCGUCUUGGAAAAAGGCAUGUCCCGAUAUGUUUCCGUUAAAUCGUUCUAGGUUAAUCACUCCCUACAAGACUGGCAACAAACAAGACUUACCAUAUUAAUAAGGAUAUUGUUUUUAUCUUUGUUUAAUUACGCACAUGAAUGGAUCUGUACGGUAAGAUGGCUACCACACAGGACGCAAAGUUCGGCCAGAAGGAAAACUCGGACCAGAACUUCGACUACAUGUUCAAGCUGCUGAUCAUCGGGAACAGCAGCGUGGGGAAGACCUCCUUCCUGUUUCGCUACGCCGACGACUGCUUCACCUCCGCCUUCGUCAGCACCGUGGGCAUCGACUUCAAGGUCAAGACCGUCUACAAGAAUGACAAGAGGAUCAAGCUGCAGAUCUGGGACACAGCAGGACAGGAGCGGUACCGGACCAUCACCACAGCCUACUACAGAGGAGCCAUGGGCUUCAUCCUGAUGUAUGACAUCACCAACGAGGAGUCUUUCAAUGCUGUGCAGGACUGGUCGACCCAGAUCAAGACGUACUCCUGGGACAACGCGCAGGUGGUUCUGGCGGGGAACAAGUGCGACAUGGAGGAGGAGAGGGUGGUCCCCGCCGCCAGCGGCAGGAUGCUGGCCGAGCAGCUGGGGUUCCAGUUCUUGGAGACGAGCGCCAAGGAGAACGUGAACGUGGCGCAGACGUUCGAGCGGCUGGUGGACAUCAUCUGCGUCCAGACCGCGGAGAACCCGGAGGCCGACCCCGCCGUCGCCACGGCGACGCCCAGCGCCAAGCUCACGGACACCCCCCCGCUCCUACAGCCGCCCGGCUGCGGCUGUUAAUGCCCCCUGCCCACACAAAAUGGCCGCCGCCCCGGCGUGCUGUUGCCAUGGCACCUUAUGUCUAGUCUUAUGAAUGUGCCACGCCCACCUGCAUACUUCCCUAAGUCCACAGUACCAGAGGAUGUGCACGUGUACCCCAGAAUUUUUCGUGGAUGUAUAUAUUUUCAUUUUAAAAAUGCACCGUUAAGUAUUAAAACUCAACAGAAAACAGUGGCGGACCUAUGAGCGUGUGAAGUAUGGGGUCAUUUCCUUACUGCUGUGUGCCAGAACGUGAUCUGUGAAUGAUCUAUCAAACUGUGAAUGAUCCUAUGAAACUAUGAAAAUCAUUGGUGAGUUUGUGAAUUAAAGAAGUUUAUGUAAAUGA
Messenger RNA from Anguilla anguilla (European eel), 1237 nucleotides. It is a transcript of the gene rab3c, whose product is annotated as RAB3C, member RAS oncogene family. Gene Ontology annotation, cellular component: plasma membrane; endosome; synaptic vesicle. Gene Ontology annotation, molecular function: GTPase activity; GTP binding. The record is from RefSeq and is a predicted model, not a curated record. The coding region runs from base 193 to 873 and encodes 226 amino acids. The transcript is spliced from 5 exons. Gene Ontology annotation, biological process: protein secretion; regulation of exocytosis; protein localization to plasma membrane. Lineage: Eukaryota; Metazoa; Chordata; Actinopteri; Anguilliformes; Anguillidae.